AUUCAACAUUGCGAGGCAUUCUAAAUAUUGGAAAUUCCCUUAUUCCCAUGUGUUAACUCGAUCAAAAAUCUGUUAAAGUGUGACAAAAACAAACAUACGAAAUAUGGGAAAGAAACGAAAGCAAAGCAAGAAUCCGAAAGCCGAAGAUGAGGAUUCAGAUGAUGGAUUUUCAAGAAUGCCACUGCCAGACCCUGAGUCAAAAGAUUAUUACAAUGAUGAAAUUGAGAAGCAUUCCUUACAGAAAGAUAAGAUUCUUCUGGACAGUGAUGCUGAGCCUGAUGAUGAAGACAUUUAUAGCGAAGAGGGAGAUGAAAUAAUGAAACUUGAUGAUGAUGAAAGUGAUGAAGAAGAUGAAGAAGAAAAUGAUAAGGACAGUGAAGAUUUGCUGGCAGAUGAAGAUGAAAAUGAUGAGGAAGCUGGACUGCCUAGCCGUAAAGCUUGGGGAAGAAAAAAGAAGGAGUUUUAUGACUCUGAUCUUAAAGAUGCUACUCAUUUUGAUAAUUUUGAGGAAGAGGAAGUGGUUGCAGAGGAAGAGGAGAAGGAAGCAAUGGCUUUACAGCAGAGAAUGAUAUCUCACCUUGAUCAACAAGAUUUUGAUUAUCUUGAUCUUGAGGAGCAGCCAGUUGGGGAGAAUGAAGAGCUUGUUGAUAUGGAUAUGGAAACACAGAUUGUCAAAGAUUUGCAUAAACUUUCAAAAGAAGAAAAAAUUCAGCUUUUAAUGAAAGAGUCUCCAGAAUUGUUUCUUCUUUUGGACGAUUAUCAAGCAAGGUUGAAUGACGUAAUCAGCAAGUAUCAUCCCCUUUUGGUGAUUGCAAGAACGCGUAAAAAUAUCAUAUCUAAAGAGGGAAGAGAUUUCAUCGAGGUGAUGAAUCAGCUUCUUUUAAAUUACUGUGUGAAUAUCAGUUUCUAUCUAAUGCUGAUAGCAAAGCGAGAGAAUGUCAAAGACCACCCGGUUAUCGAAAAAAUUGUUGAAUACAGAACUCUUUUGGAAAAAAUCGAACCCAUGGCUAAGCAGCUCGAAGGCCAAAUGAUGAAAAUUCUACAACAGAAUUCCAAAGUCGAUGAAAAUGCUGUUAAUGGGAAUAAUACAGAAGCUAGUCAGAAUUUGAAGAGCUAUGCUGAGGAAGCCAAGUCCAUGAAAACGAUAAUAACACCAUCAUUAGUGAACGAGAAAUCAAAAGCGAAAAAGGUAAAGGCAACAAAGCCAAGUGCAGAAAACCCGACUCAAGACCCGUGGGAUUAUUAUAAGAGUGUGUCCGAUAAACUGAAAGGCAAAAAGAAGAAACAGCAAGAAGCUUCCGAAGAUGUUGAAGAUGAAGAAGGCGGGGAAUCCGAGGCUGAUGAAGACGGCAAGAGGGGAAUUACGUAUGAGAUGGCUAAAAACAAAGGAUUGACAAGGAAGCGAAAGAAGGAGCAUCGAAACCCCCGUGUUAAACACAAAAUGAAAUUCAAAAAGGCGGUAGUGAAACGAAAAAGCCAGGUUCCAUUGGUGAGAAUGGAAGCUUCAAAUUACGGCGGAGAGAUGUCUGGAAUCAAUGCGAGAGUUACCAAGAGCGUCAGAAUCAAAUAAACUAGUUGUGCCUUUUUUACGGUAUCACAACAACUACUUUUCUGAUGAUAUGUCCUUUUAAAACCUGUACUUUCCGCUUCAGCAGACUGCUAUUUUCUGUGCGGUGCCAUUUUCUCAUGUUCAGCUCGCUAAAUUCAAUGAGGAGUAGUCAUUUGAUCCUAGUUAACCGCAUUUCAGUGUCUACAAUACUGAACAAUGAAUGACAAUCGGUAAAUGUAUAGCCUGUGAUCCAGACCCCUAUAAAUUAAGUGAAAGCUGGGUAUUAUGCGUCAAAUCUUGUCAUAGAAAUUGUCAUAUUUUGUUGAAGAAGAGAUUCCCUUGCGUAAGAACUUGAGUGAGAUUCGAUUCGGUUCUUUCUAACAACUUUAUUGUACUGAAUCAUAAACAUUUACGAGAUAAGAUGCAUAAAACUAGGCAUGCCUUUGUCUCGGUUAUCAAGACAUCUGUCUUCAUCAUAGACUCAACCUCGCAAACAGUCGCAAUGCUGUCAGAAGAUUACCUCCAGAUAUUUUCAAAACAGAAAAAAUGUCAAUAGAAAAAAGAAGCCCCAAUUUCUUUUGUUUAUUAUGGGUUAUUUAUGAUAGCCGAGCAUACCUACAUAUUUGAUGAUUUGACAGAUUUUGAUUGUGCGUACAAACUUUCUUACUUUAUGUUUUGUUGUAUAUCAGAUAGAAUGCUAUUCAGGCUUGUAUACGAAAUGUUAAAUUACGUCAUGAUAUCUUAUCAUAGAAAUGUUAAAGGAAAUAUUUUCAUGAAUAACUCUUUUAUAAUGAACCAGUUA
Molecule: messenger RNA, 2351 nt
Organism: Rhopilema esculentum
Lineage: Eukaryota; Metazoa; Cnidaria; Scyphozoa; Rhizostomeae; Rhizostomatidae
Source: RefSeq, a predicted model, not a curated record